AAAAAAAGCCAGUAAUGGCGAGGAUUAAGUUAAUUUCAUUAAUUCUCAAUCCACAGCCCGGGCUCUUUUCGCUCCUUUGUGCGGCCCCCACUGUGACCCUUCCUCCCCCCUCCCCCGCAGGAAAACUCAACUCCGGUUGUGUUUGUCGUCUGCAUGUUCCCGGGAACUCAGGCCAGGAUGACGUCGCCUGGGUAUAAAACAGGGAAGAGGUUCAGAUGGCUCCUACUCCGAGCAGCCGUCUGGGCUGAGCAGGGGGGACCGGGAGGGAGGAGGAGGGAGGGCCGGUGGCGCACGCUCGCUCGCUCGCUGCCGGCGCCCGAUCGCCCGCCCGCUCCCGCUCGCGCUCGCGCCUGGAAACGCGCGGGAAGUUUCGCCCCGGCCCCUCGCCGCGCCCGGGCGUGGGCAAUGCCCGCUGGCAUGUUCAGCAUCGACAACAUCCUGGCGGCCAGACCCCGCUGCAAGGAGGCCGUGCUGCUGCAGCAGAGCGCGGCGCCCGUCGUGUUCCCCAGCCUGCCCGGCGACUCCCUCUACGGCGCCGGCACCGACUACAGCGGAUUUUACUCGCGGGCGGUGGCCCCCGCCUCCAACCUGCCGGCGGUCGGUGGAUCUAGGAUGGGCUACAACAACUACUACUACGGGCAGCUGCAUGUGCAGGCGGCCCCCGUGGGUCCCUCCUGCUGCGGCGCCAUGCAGCCCCUGGGCGCGCAGCAGUGCUCCUGCGUCCCCGGAGCAGGCUACGAGGGCACCGGCUCGGUCCUGAUGUCCCCUGUGCCCCACCAGAUGCUGCCCUACAUGAACGUGGGCACCUUGUCCCGGACCGAGCUGCAGCUGCUCAACCAGCUGCAUUGCCGGAGGAAAAGGAGGCACCGGACCAUCUUUACGGACGAGCAGCUGGAAGCCUUGGAAAACCUCUUCCAGGAAACGAAAUACCCGGACGUGGGCACCAGGGAGCAGCUGGCCAGGCGGGUGCAUUUAAGAGAGGAGAAAGUGGAGGUUUGGUUCAAAAACCGCCGGGCGAAAUGGAGGCGGCAAAAGCGAUCCUCUUCGGAGGAGUCGGAGAACGCCCAGAAGUGGAGUAAAGCGAGCAAAACUUCCCCGGAGAAGCGGCCGGAGGAAGCGAGAAGCGAUUUGGACUCUGACAGCUGAUACCUGCCUCUGCGCGGACUGUCGGGCUGGCGCCCGAGGAUGCUGCUCACUUGCACAAGCUCUGCCUUGUCGGAGGGGGACAGAUGUCUGUACAUAGUGUACCCGGCCCCGGGCUGCUUCCUUGUAAAUAAAACGUGCCGCGGGGUCCGCUGCGCCUCUCUGUGCUGCGCGGGAGGCGAGCCGGGCCGGGCCGAGCUGAGCCGGGCUAGCUUGGUUUUUAGCCCCCCCUCCCCCGCAACCCCCGGUCCGGGGCAGGGGCUGGGGCUGGGGCAGGGGCAGGGCGCGGGGAGCGGGGCGCCGGUCACUGCUGCUCGGGCCGCGGCGAGCUCGGCUCAUGGCGCAGGGGCAACAGAAAGGCCAACUUGUAUUGAGAGCGCAACAAAGCACCAGGCCGGCCCGGCCCGGCCCGGCCCGGCCCGGCGGGAGCAGGCGCGGGGGGACGGCUGUGUGCAGCCGCUGUCUCGAGGGCCGGGCGUCCCCGGACGGCGCCGGCUUGGCCACGCGGCAGCGCCAGGAGCGGGGCAGCCUGGGCCGUGCAGACGGGCUAUGCGCUGCGCUGCGGAGCCGGGCCGAGGGCGCUGGGCCGAGCUGGGGCCCGGGAGGGCGGCUCCAGGCCCGGCUGCUGCCCCAGCCCAGCGCGCCGAGCAGGGGGCGGCGGCAGGCGCGGGCCCGAGUCCUUCCUCUCCCGCCAGGUGUGGCCGAGGCAGCCGGGCCCGCGCUCCCCCCGGCGCCGGCGGGGGGCUGGUGCAGGAGGGCCGCGGCUCGGGGCCCGGGCUGAGCCGUGAGGGCCGAGGGAGAAAGUUGGAGCUCGUUUCUUUCAGGCCCCUUCGCUAGAGCGGCGUGGGCGAGCGGCGGGGAUCGCCUCCUUCGCGGGGCCCCGCGCCACGGCGCGCUUAUAAUAAAAUCCUCGUGCUUCAUCCUCCCCGCUCCGUUAUUACUCGCUCAGCUCUUCUCGAUUGGCUUCUCGCAGACCCGAGGCAAGCUGGAAGCGAGGAAGUAUGUGCGGGCAAAGCAAACCUCGCCUCCCGCUUCUUGCUGUGGCUUCAGUUCCUUUCCUCGUUCUCCUGCUCUGGCUUUCUGGAGGUCCGCCCUGCGGAGUGCCCGAAGAGCCCUGUCUCAUGCCCGUGGAGGGGAGCUGUCGUGUGCCCUCAGUGUAUUCAAACCGCGAUUAGUAAAACUCCAUCAUUAUCAGAUUAAGUUGUAUGCAAGAGGAAGUACAACCCUGCACUGCUCUCGGGGUGGUUUGUAGGAAGCUGCUGAUGGAUGGUUUUCUCCCACUAAGAGGACAAGAUCAUGUUUUGGAAGCAAUUGAGGAGGCCAGUCUCUACACUGUUCCUUCUGUGCAGGCCAAAUAAAGACACCCAUUUUCCCCAUAA
Molecule: messenger RNA, 2522 nt
Organism: Alligator mississippiensis (American alligator)
Lineage: Eukaryota; Metazoa; Chordata; Crocodylia; Alligatoridae
Gene: GSC
Product: goosecoid homeobox
Exons: 3
Coding region: 154-1146 (330 amino acids)
Biological process (GO): regulation of transcription by RNA polymerase II
Cellular component (GO): nucleus
Molecular function (GO): DNA-binding transcription factor activity, RNA polymerase II-specific; RNA polymerase II cis-regulatory region sequence-specific DNA binding
Source: RefSeq, a predicted model, not a curated record